Dentiscutata heterogama is the source of this 140-nucleotide messenger RNA. Lineage: Eukaryota; Fungi; Glomeromycota; Glomeromycetes; Diversisporales; Gigasporaceae. The record is from the annotation of a GenBank genome assembly.
AAAUUUCGACAAUCUCGGGUCUUUCAAAUCAUGUGACUGAAAUUCCUGAAUCUAGUUCAGAAAGUAUACCUACUGAAUCUCAAGUUUCCAAUUCAUCAAGCUCUAAACCAUCUCAAGAAAAUGAUCAAGAUGAGUCAUAG